This is a messenger RNA of Arthroderma uncinatum, 375 nucleotides long. RefSeq lists its product as uncharacterized. NCBI's taxonomy places the organism in Eukaryota, Fungi, Ascomycota, Eurotiomycetes, Onygenales, Arthrodermataceae. The transcript has a single exon. Bases 1 to 375 code for a protein of 124 amino acids. The record is from RefSeq and is a predicted model, not a curated record.
AUGCCUGAGAGCUGGGGAUGCGUAGAACUGCGAGAAGCGCCGGUGGCCAACCAAGUGUCCAAGGAGCUCGCUUGGUGUUUCAGGCUUUUCCUUCCCUUGGCCAUCCCCUCACCCAACCAUCACCACUACUACAACUUCACCAUCACCAACACCACUACAACUUCAUCACUACAACCACGAUCACCAUUACAACUACGAGUACACUACAACUACUACAACGACAUCACUGCGACCAUAGCUACGAUAUCUACGAUAUCUACGGAGGUCAUCAACUCUAUUACCUCAACGCGCAAGAGUGCGUUCAUGCGCCGAUUCACCACGCUACACGUCGCUCAAUCGCGUAAAUUCGACGUGCUCGACGCGUCAAGAGACUGA